AAAGACAAAUGCCUUCCGGGAUCGCUCGUCUGAGAAGUAAGGAGAACAGAAGAGAGCAGAGGAGAGGAGAAGAGAUGGGAGGAUUGCCGGGGGUGAGGGCGUUGCCGUUCACGUUCGCGUCGCACGUGCUGGCGGCGGCGGCGGCGGCGAUGGUGCUCGUGUGGAACAUCCAUUUCCGGGGAGGGCUCGCCUUCGAGUCCACCAACAAAAAUCUCAUCUUUAAUGUUCAUCCGGUUCUUAUGACAAUUGGAUUCAUUAUCAUGGGAAGUGAAGCUAUAAUGAGUUACAAAGCUUUCCCCUGGAGUCAUGAAGUACGUAAAGUGGUUCAUUUGGUUCUUCAUGCAAUUGCUCUUGUACUUGGAGCUGUGGGAAUCUAUUGUGCAUUCAAGUUUCAUAACGAAAGUGGAAUUGCUAAUUUGUACAGCUUGCAUUCCUGGGUUGGGCUUGGUACUAUCUGCUUAUAUGGCAUUCAGUGGAUUUUUGGCUUUGUCACCUUUUUCUUUCCUGGUGCUGCCCCAACUCUCCGUCGUGAUGCUCUUCCUUGGCAUGUAUUUUUUGGGCUCUUCGUCUACAUAUUGGCCUUGGCCAGUGCAGAAUUAGGCUUUCUGGAGAAGCUCACUUUCCUACAGAGCACAGGCCUCGCCAAGUAUGGUUCAGAAGCCUUCCUCGUAAAUUUCACAGCUCUUGUUGUGAUAUUGUUGGGAGUCUCUGUUGUGAUAUCUGCUAUUGCUCCUGCCCACAUUGAAGAUCCCCAUAGUUAUACUGCAAUAUCAGAAAAUUAGUAUAUUUUAAAAAUUCUCUGAUGACCAUGAUUCUCUCUUAUCGAAACAUUAUCACUUCUACAUAUAUUUACCUCUGCAUAUCCUUCUAUAUUAGGCUUGCAUGACCCCCUCUUGAGUAAUUUGUUGGUUGAAUGGAUCUUUGAAAGAGGGAUUUGUAUGGGCUCUUUUGUAUGCAAAGUUUCUAUCCUGCUGAGAAAAGCAAACAUCUAAUUGAAUCACUUGCUUUUGCAAUCUGUAUUGUCUUUAAUUAAUUAUCUUUUCUUCUACGUUGCCUUUCAGUGGAACUUAAAUCAUAUUUAAAAUAUUUUGAACAUUGUAA
Phoenix dactylifera (date palm) is the source of this 1101-nucleotide messenger RNA. Lineage: Eukaryota; Viridiplantae; Streptophyta; Magnoliopsida; Arecales; Arecaceae. The record is from RefSeq and is a predicted model, not a curated record.